Molecule: messenger RNA, 1907 nt
Organism: Phragmites australis (common reed)
Lineage: Eukaryota; Viridiplantae; Streptophyta; Magnoliopsida; Poales; Poaceae
Product: shaggy-related protein kinase alpha
Exons: 12
Coding region: 337-1563 (408 amino acids)
Biological process (GO): signal transduction; protein phosphorylation
Cellular component (GO): cytoplasm
Molecular function (GO): protein serine/threonine kinase activity; ATP binding
Source: RefSeq, a predicted model, not a curated record
UGCUCGCCCCCGCGCCUCCCCUCGGCACUCGACAGCAGCAGGCAGGCAGGCACAAAUCAUUUCGGCCGCUGCGUCGCGUUGGGAGCAGGCAGGCAGGCAGGCACAAAUCAUUUCCCGACAAGCGAAAAGAAGAGGCGGGGGGAGGUAGAAAGGGUGAGGAAAGGAGCAGGGGAGAGAGCAGCCAGAGCCUCGGAGGGACGAGGGAGAAGAAGGGGGAAGCAAAUCUGGGAGGGGAACCAAGAGAUUUCUGUGGAGGAGGAGGAGGUUGCCCAAUAGACCCGUUGCUACUGUAAUUUGAUGCAUAUCUGAUUUGGUAUCAAUUGGCUUCCGUAAGAGAUGGCUUCAGCAGGUGUAGCCCCGUCUGGGUACAAGAACAGCACCAGCACCAGCAUGGGCGUUGAGAAGUUGCCCGAUCAGAUGAACGAAUUAAAGAUAAGAGAUGAUAAGGAAGUUGAAGCAACUAUUAUUAAUGGGAAAGGGACCGAAACUGGGCACAUAAUUGUGACAACUACUGGUGGCAAGAAUGGUCAACCAAAACAGACGGUUAGCUAUAUGGCUGAGCGCAUUGUAGGUCAAGGUUCUUUUGGGAUUGUCUUCCAGGCUAAAUGUUUGGAGACGGGUGAGACUGUUGCCAUAAAGAAGGUUCUUCAGGAUAAGCGUUACAAGAACCGUGAGCUGCAGACCAUGCGCCUUCUUGACCAUCCUAAUGUUAUAGCUCUGAAGCAUUGUUUCUUUUCAACAACUGAGAAGGAUGAACUAUAUCUAAACUUGGUUCUUGAGUAUGUGCCUGAGACUGUUCAUCGAGUUGUUAAGCAUUACAACAAGAUGAACCAGCGUAUGCCACUUAUUUAUGUGAAGCUGUAUAUGUACCAGAUAUGUAGGGCACUGGCUUACAUUCAUGGCAGUAUCGGCGUUUGCCACAGAGAUAUCAAGCCACAAAACCUUCUGGUGAACCCACACACUCACCAACUUAAACUAUGUGACUUCGGGAGUGCAAAAGUUCUGGUCAAGGGGGAGCCAAACAUAUCGUACAUUUGCUCCCGAUACUAUAGGGCUCCAGAGCUCAUAUUUGGUGCCACUGAGUAUACUACAGCGAUUGACAUUUGGUCUGCAGGAUGUGUUCUCGCCGAGCUCAUGUUAGGGCAGCCUUUGUUUCCUGGUGAAAGUGGUGUGGACCAACUUGUCGAAAUCAUCAAGAUCCUUGGUACUCCUACAAGGGAAGAAAUUAAAUGCAUGAACCCAAAUUACACAGAGUUCAAAUUUCCACAAAUCAAAGCACACCCCUGGCACAAGGUAUUUCACAAAAGGAUGCCCCCAGAAGCUGUUGAUCUUGUCUCAAGGCUACUCCAGUACUCCCCCAAUCUAAGAUGCACUGCUGUGGAGGCACUUGUUCACCCAUUCUUUGAUGAGCUCCGAGACCCCAAUACCCGCCUUCCAAAUGGCCGCUUUCUGCCACCCCUUUUUAACUUCAAGCCUCACGAACUGAAAGGAGUCCCAGUAGAUAUUGUUGCGAAAAUGAUCCCAGAACAUGCGAAAAAGCAGUGCCCCUAUGUUGGAUUGUGAGUUCUUGGGAACAGCCAUCACAAGUGCGCAUUUUCCCCUGGGAUGUUGGAUCGGCAGCUUGUGUGCCCUCCGUUGAAAGAUGCAAAGUUACCCUGGUCGUAUGACUGCUGUCUUGACCUGUUGUGUAGCUGAGUAGUAUGCUGUGAUGCAAACCGGCACCCCCCGCCCUACUAACUGACGCUCACCAGAGAUUGCCAUAGCUGAUCUGUAAUAUGUUUUAGAGCAGUAUGUAUUUAUGGUAGUUGGAUCUAUGUACGGAUUCUCUUCGUUUUUCCCAAGUUCCUUCGUCUCCAGACCCAUACUGCUACCUGGUCUUAUUUCUGAAAUGCUACCUGUUACCAGUA